AUGGCAACGUCGCUACCGAACGACGUCAUCUCGGAGAUACUCUCCUGGUUGCCGGUUAAGUCGGCAUGCUGGCUCCGGUCCGUGUCCAAGGGGUGGCACGCACUCGUCUCCAACCCUUCGUUCCUUGCGGCGCACAAAGCCCACAACGAGCCGCAUCUCCUCCUCGUCGCCAGCCCUUACCUCGGUGGAUCAAAAGGACGCCGAGAGCUGCAGCUAGUGGACUUGGACGGCAACAUCGUGAGGGUGGUCGAGGCCGUAGGUAACCCUUGGAGGAUCUGCUCCGGCCCCGAUGGCCCUGUCUGCGCCACACGCCAUGGAAGCGUCCUCAACCUAAUUGAUCUGGCCACCGGCAUGCUGAUGACUUCCACAGAGAUGGGCAGUCAAGAGCGCUAUAUCGAUGCCAUGGGUUUCGGUUAUGCCACUCCGUCAGGCGCCCCCAAGGUGGUCCGCCUCACAAAUGUAUGCGAGGUUGUGACGGUAGAAGAUGGCGCACGAUGGAGGCGAGUGGAAUCACACCCAGCUGAUCUAAGCUAUUACGAGAAUUCUGUGGUCACAAUAGAUGGUGUCAUGUACUUCCUUUACAGCUUGGAGAACGAGGAGCGUGUACUCUGCUUUGACCUGUAG
This is a messenger RNA of Aegilops tauschii subsp. strangulata, 624 nucleotides long. RefSeq names its product F-box/kelch-repeat protein At2g43270-like. NCBI's taxonomy places the organism in Eukaryota, Viridiplantae, Streptophyta, Magnoliopsida, Poales, Poaceae. Gene Ontology annotation, molecular function: protein binding. The record is from RefSeq and is a predicted model, not a curated record.